Moneuplotes crassus is the source of this 2202-nucleotide messenger RNA. NCBI's taxonomy places the organism in Eukaryota, Ciliophora, Spirotrichea, Euplotida, Euplotidae. The record is from the annotation of a GenBank genome assembly.
AUGUCAAUAUACGGGCCUAUAAAGAAAAAGGCAAAGAAGAAACAGAGUCAUGGGAAAGACCCUGAGAGAGCUAAUAACUCGGAUAAGAACAUGCUUGUGACGAUCAGAGUCCGUCCGCUCACCCAGCAGGAGAUCUCCAACAAAGUCCUUCACAUUGUCAAUGUUGAUGACAAACUUCUUAUAGUGAGGGAUAAGGCUGAGAUAAAGUAUGAACAGGAAGGGAUAAAGCCAGAUGUCUUACACAGGUCAAGAGAGCAGCGUUAUUAUUUUGAUAAAAUCUUUAAAGAUUCCUCACAGAGUGAGGUCUAUGAGAACACUUGUAAGCAACUUAUUGAUCCAGUCACCAAGGGGUUCAAUGCUUGUGUAUUUGCAUAUGGAACUACAGGGUCUGGAAAGACUUAUACUAUGAUUGGAACUAAAGAGAAUCCUGGAAAUAGCGUUCUUAUUAUUGACGACAUGUUCGAUACUAUUAGUAAAGAUGAGGAGUUCCAAUAUGAAAUAAAAAUUUCUUACGUAGAGAUUUACAAUGAGAUCAUUCGGGAUCUCUUGGUCGUCAAAAGUAAAGAUACCUAUCUUGACUUGAGAGAUGACCCUAUUAAGGGAGUCCAGAUUGCAGGUGUUAAGGAGUUUAAAGUAACUAAUUCUACCGAAGUCAUGAAAUUAUUGACUGAAGGUAAUCGAAGAAGAACGACUGAAGCAACAAACGCUAAUCAAACAUCGUCUAGAUCUCAUGCUAUUUUCCAGAUUCAUGUUCACAAAAAGGAAAAGACAGCAGAUACUGAGAAGGAAAUUUUAGCAGGGAAGCUAUCUUUGAUAGACCUUGCUGGAAGCGAGAGAGGAACAGUAACUGAAAAUACAGGCAUCAGGCUAAGAGAAGGAGCAAAAAUUAAUACCUCCCUUCUAGCUCUUGCUAAUUGUAUAAAUGCACUUGGAGACAAGACCAAGAAAGGCUUUUAUGUGUCAUACAGAGAUUCCAAACUCACAAGAAUGUUGAAAGACUCUCUAGGUGGUAACUGUAAAACAGUGAUGAUUGCUACUAUCUCUCCUGGCCACAAUCAAUUUGAGGAGACUAUCAACACCCUGAAAUAUGCAAACAGGGCUAAGAAUAUUAAAAUUAGAGCUCAAGCAAAUAAGAAGAUGGUUUAUAUGCACAUCUCUGCAUAUAAGAACAUCAUUUCUGACCUUAAGGACGAAAUUAUCCAACUAAAGUCCAAGAUCAGGAACGAUGAAGGAGCUACAGCAAUAGAUCAGAUCAACGAACUAGAGAAGGAAGACGCGUUGGAAGAGUUCAAGGAAGAAAUAGACUUCAAGCCUAAAGUGAAUAACCUCAUCGAGGGAGAAGACGAGGAGGAAAGUUUUAAGUGAGAAUGAAAGCAAAGAUAUAAUGAUGAAAUUGAGAAGGAAACUAUUAAGAAAGAGAUUUCAAGAGUCUCAGAAGACAUUCUACAACUUGAACAGUCCCUUAUUGAGCUUGAUGAGCAGAAUACCAUGAAUGCGAUUGAGAUUAGUAAGAGAGAAGCCAAAAUAUUGCUUCUUCAGAACCAGGUUGAAGAGAAUGAAAAUAAUGAAGAUGAUAUUGAUAUUGAGGAACUGAAAAAGCAUAUUGAGGAACAUCAAGAGCAAAUAGAGAUUUUGAGUGAAAGUACUAAGCAGAAUCUUAUUAAAAGACAAUCUCUGAAAGAGCAAUGGGUUGAAGGGUAUAAUACAAUAAUGAAAAUCCGUAGUAGCAUUCAUGAAAGGAUACAAAGUGACGAUGCUAAGGAGUAUCUCCUUUUAGUUAUUAAGUGACAAUUUUUAGAAAGUCAGAAUAUUCAGUUGCUACUCAAUCUUCAGCUUCAAGCUAAAACGAUUUCAAAAUAUGAUAAAUAUUUCACAAAUCUAUCUCAGAAUGGGAUAAUGCCUAUCGAAUCUUAUGACGCAAUGGAUGAUAUGCUAGAAGAAGAUGAAGAAGAGGAAGAUUACGAUGACUUCAAUUCAGAUGAAGAAGAAAAGACAAUGUCUAUCGCUGAUCCAGUCCCUACUACAGUAAAAACCCCUGCUUCUGACUCCAAAGAAGCAUCAAACACCACUAAAUCAAAAAGCUCCAAAUCCAAAAUCCCCUCUAGCAACCCUUACCUCAACUCAAAAUCAUCAUUCCCAGGUCAAAAAUUCAGCGUGAGACGAAACCCAUAUCUCGUAAAACAGAGUAAGAAAAAGUAAAUU